Panicum virgatum (switchgrass) is the source of this 1921-nucleotide messenger RNA. RefSeq lists its product as uncharacterized. The record is from RefSeq and is a predicted model, not a curated record. Gene Ontology annotation, molecular function: protein binding. The transcript is spliced from 2 exons. The coding region runs from base 334 to 1554 and encodes 406 amino acids. Lineage: Eukaryota; Viridiplantae; Streptophyta; Magnoliopsida; Poales; Poaceae.
UUGUGAAUGAGCUCCAUGGCUCCACGCCUCCACGCCUCCACCAAACGCUCCGAGCCUCCGAGAGACCGGGCCCCACCUCCCUCCAGCAGGUCCUCCCUGCUCUCCUACUCCUCAUUGCAUCAGCGGCAGUCGGCAGGGCAACGCCGCGCUGGUUGCCAUGACGGCGGCUCGAGUCCGCGCGAGUGCGACAGUGAAGGCGGACGCUGGGUACCGGCCGAGCCUCGGGAUUCUUCAAGAUGGUAGACGGCGCCUGGGGCGGCAGCUUCCGCAGGGUGGCGCAGCUGCCGUACUUUUGCAGGAUUGAUAAUUCAUUGUGAAACGGACAAGAAGGAUAUGGCGAGCAUUGAUGAAAAGGAAAAUAGCCAUAAACCUCCUUGGUCGCAAUUGUUACCAGAACUGGUCUCCAUGAUAUGUCAUCGACUCUGCCCCACGGAUGUUCCUCGCUUUAGAGCAGUUUGCAAGCACUGGAAUUCUUGUGCACUCCCUGUCUAUCCAGCGGAUUCCACCCCCAUUCUUAUCAGCAACACCAUCUCGGACUCCGGUCUGAUUCGUUGCUAUAGUCCCUACCUUAACAAGAUGUUUAUUGUCCGUACACCUCUAAGAGCUCCUGAAAGCAGAAUAUUCUCAGCAGCCGUGAAUGGAUGGAUUGUUCUAAGGAGGCCAGACAAGACUGUCAUGUUUGGUAGUCUCUUGGAUGGCUCUGCAUUCGAGACUACUGAGUCAAAAUACAAUGAUGGAUACUUCUGGGCAUCCAAUGAAGAUGGGACUGGGCAUCCGGAGCAAUGUGGCAUAAUUGCCAUUUAUGCUUAUAUGUACAGUGCAAAAGUUCAGAGCUGGAAUGGAGAAAGAUGGAAGUAUUUUGGUGGUUUGUCAGACGAUGAUGAUAGCUCUGAUGACUCCGACUCCGACUAUGACUCGGGCUCGGACUCGGCAUCAGACUUGGACUCAGAUUCGGACUGCAACUCCGACUCUGACUCCAACUCCAACUCACAAUCUGGCACUGACAAUGACGAAGAAGAUGAUGAUGAAGAAGAGGAAGAAGAGAAUUUGGAGCAAAAAGUUGAGGAGGAGGAUGAAGAAGACAACGUAGUAAACGAAUAUAGGGAGUUCACAAUGUCUUGCAACCCAGUACUGCACAAGGGGCUGUGGUACUGCCUUGGGGAAGAUGGAAGUUUAGGAGUGUAUGAUCCCAACAGAAUCAAUUGGCAUGUUCUUCGCGAACCCUCCAGCUUUGGUCCUGAGUUCCCGUACCAGAACUGCUACCUAGUUGAUUCCAAUCAGGAGCUGCUUGCAGUCUUGACGGGCAGGAAUGGCACACCCAUCCAUGUGCUGAAGCUCAAAGAGAAGGAGAUGACCUGGGAAAGGAUGGACUCACUGGGUAGCAGAGCAAUCUUCACGGGAACACUGGCAUCACUAUCAAUGGCUAAGCCUACAAAAGCCAUGGCAAACAAGGUCUACCUUUCCAAGUUUUAUGGGCGGCCUCAGAUAAUCCAAUCAAAGCUCACCGCCUCUGGUGGUCGCCUCUUCUUCGUGCCAGAGCAAAAGGAGAUGUAAGAUCCCAGCUCUAACAAGUCCGUUUAUACAUUCAUGAGGGAAUACGACACCUUUGGAGAUAAGGAUGGUACCUGGUGCUACGAGCCUACGACCUGGAGUUGGACUCCGGGGUUGACAGGGGAAUAAGUGGCUGCAAGAAUAUGCUGCAAUACAUCUGGGUUCAUCUUGGCCUUACUUCACCUUAAAUACGAUAGUUGGGAACAAGCAUCACCCUACAUCAGAUUAUUGCUCCAGCUUGAGCUUGAAAUUUGAUGUUUCUUUGGCCUUUCGCAGUUGUUAUCGUCAAAGUACUUGAUGAAGUAUUUGCAAAUACUCAUCUGCUGUUUCUUCAUUCCAUGAUGGCGUGAUUUUCUUUCAUUUUUAUUUA